Messenger RNA from Mastomys coucha (southern multimammate mouse), 2742 nucleotides. RefSeq names its product cell division cycle 6 (gene Cdc6). Bases 376 to 2061 code for a protein of 561 amino acids. Gene Ontology annotation, biological process: cell division; mitotic DNA replication checkpoint signaling; DNA replication initiation. Gene Ontology annotation, molecular function: ATP hydrolysis activity; DNA replication origin binding. Lineage: Eukaryota; Metazoa; Chordata; Mammalia; Rodentia; Muridae. Gene Ontology annotation, cellular component: nucleus. The transcript has 12 exons. The record is from RefSeq and is a predicted model, not a curated record.
GCUCUGAUGUUAACGCCCUCCCAGGCGAGUGGGUGUGACUUCGUGUUGGGCUCUGAGACCUGGGGCUGUCCUAUUGGCUGCCGGCCGUCACCGGCGAAGGCGUGGUGAUUAGUGACAACUAAUCAGAAGCCUGGCUGGACUUUGGCGGGAGACGAGAAGGCAGAGGUAGAGCGGAUUUGGCGCGAGCUGACUUUGCAACUCCUGUAGGUCUUGUGGCGGGAGAGUCCUUGCGGUUGUGAUCGAGACCCGAGGAGUGUGCACUGAGCGACACAGUCCAGAAGAGUAAAAAGCUCCGUGAGGUCUGGUGUCCAGAGAGUUGAGGCUGGUCGGAACAAGCCGGUGGAGAGCGGAAAUCGCCUGAGUUGUGUGGCCAUCAUGCCUCAAACCCGAUCCCAGACACAAGCUACCAUCAGCUUUCCGAAAAAGAAGCUAUCUAAGACCCUGAGCAAAACCAAGUCUGGUGACAGUGAAGGAAAGCUUAGAAACGUCCAGCCUGUAUCCGCCACUCCAUGUGCGGACAUAAAGAUCCUGCCGCUCAGUCCCCGAAAACGUUUGGGCGACGACAACCUGUGCAACACUCCCCGCUUAUCUCCCUGUUCUCCGCCAAAGCUGGGCAAGAAAGAAAACGGCCCCCCUCGCUCCCAUACGCGGAAGGGGUGCAGAUUAGUAUUCGAUGAUGAGCCCACAGUUAAGGCUUCCACCCAAAAAGAACAAGACAGAGUUCACCAACACCAGAUACUUUCCUCCAAUCAAAGAGGUCCAGAGAGCGAAACCAAUCUUGAGCAGAGAUGUCCACCGGAGAAGGAAUCUGUGUGUGUAAGACUGUUCAAGCAAGAAGGCACUUGUUAUCAGCAAGCAAAGCUAGUCCUGAAUACAGCUGUCCCGGACCGGCUGCCUGCCAGAGAGCAGGAGAUGGGAGUCAUCAGGGAUUUCCUGAAGGAACACGUCUGUGGGGGAAAAGCGGGGAGCCUCUACCUUUCUGGUGCUCCUGGAACUGGAAAAACUGCCUGUUUAAGCCGGAUUCUGCAAGACUUCAAGAAGGAAGUAAAAGGCUUUAAAACUAUCCUGCUGAAUUGCAUGUCCCUGAGGAGUGCCCAGGCUGUGUUCCCAGCUAUUGCUCAGGAGAUUGGUCGGGAAGAACUAUGCAGACCAGCUGGGAAGGACUUGAUGAGAAAACUGGAAAAGCACUUGACGGCUGAGAAGGGCCCCAUGAUUGUGUUGGUGUUGGACGAGAUGGACCAGCUGGACAGCAAAGGGCAGGAUGUAUUAUACACACUGUUUGAGUGGCCGUGGCUAAGCAACUCCCGACUGGUGCUCAUUGGUAUUGCUAAUACCCUAGAUCUCACAGACAGAAUUCUGCCGAGACUUGAAGCUAGAGAAAACUGUAAGCCGCGGUUAUUGAACUUCCCACCUUAUACCAGGAAUCAGAUAGCUGCAAUCUUGCAGGAUAGACUUAAUCAGGUUUCAAAAGACCAGGUUCUGGACAGUGCUGCGAUUCAGUUCUGUGCCCGCAAAGUGUCUGCUGUCUCGGGAGACAUCCGUAAAGCGCUGGACGUUUGCAGGCGAGCCAUUGAACUUGUGGAGUCUGAUGUCAGGAGCCAGACAGUCCUCAAACCACUCUCCGAAUGUAAAUCGCCCAGCGAGUCGCUGGUUCCCAAGCGCGUUGGUCUUGCUCACAUAUCCCAAGUCAUUUCGGAAGUUGAUGGGAACAGGGUGAUGUUGAGCCAAGAAAACACACAGGAUUCCCUUCCCCUCCAGCAGAAGAUCCUGGUUUGCUCUUUGCUGCUCUUGACCAGGCGGCUGAAAAUCAAAGAGGUCACCCUGGGGAAGUUAUAUGAAGCCUACAGUAGCAUCUGUCGCAAACAGCAGGUGGCAGCUGUGGACCAGUCUGAGUGUUUAUCCCUUUCAGGACUCCUGGAGUCCAGGGGCAUUGUGGGAUUAAAGAAAAAUAAGGAGAGCCGCCUCACCAAGGUGUCUCUGAAGAUUGAAGAAAAGGAAAUAGAACAUGCCCUGAAAGGCAAAGCGUUCAUUGGGAACAUCCUAGCUGCUGGUCUGCCCUGAGUGUUUCUCUUACGGUGCCUGCAGGUGUCCCGCUGGCGUUUGGCAGCCCGGAGAGUCUUUGUUUUAGUAAGGUCAUUUGGAAACAGUUAUGGCCUUUUUUUACUCCACACCAGUAAAUUUUAGUGUGUGAAUUCAUGAGUGUUAGCGCUGGCUAACAUCUUUGGCUCUUACUGUUUUUACCCAUAAAAAUGACCCGAGGAGCUGGGUGUGGUGACAUGCCUGCGAUUCCAGCACUUGGGACAUAGAGUCAGGAGUUCAAGGCCAUCCUUUGCUACAUAGUGAGUUUGAGCUGGCCUGGACAACAUGAGACUCUAAAAAUAAAACCAGUGACCCCUUUUAAAGCAAUAUUCAGUACUUUUCCCUCUUCACAUUCCUAACCACAGUACCCACAAGUAUAUAUAUAUACAGACUUGUGUUGAAGAAUUUGUAUAUGUAUUACCUCUGUCUACAAAGGAUAUAUUUUGUAAAGAACUUUGAGGUUUAGAAGGAUGAAACGGAAUGAUCCAAAAAAUACACAAGCCUACGUGGAAAUAUAAAGGACAUUUUGUUCAGAGGAUGUUCCAUUUGUGUGACGGGUGCUGCUGCUACACUGCACUGAUGAAGAUGCUCCAGUGCUCCCCACCAGUAUGGGGGUGAUAAGGAGAGUAACUACGGAUUGUGAAUAUAUUUAUUUUCAAGUUU